GGCGUGUUUUUUAUGCAUUAAAAUAUACAUAUAUAUAUAUCUACCUGUUAUAAUAUGUUACAUUAUAUGUAGGUAAUAAUAAUAAUUAUCAUGAAGAUAUUAUUACGGUCGCGCGUGCAAUACCGUCGGACACCGCCGACGUCCGAGUCGAACGUAAACGAGGAAACUCGGUGCGUCCAAUAUGUUUUUUAAUUUUUAAUACCUAUACCAUAUAUUACGCCGGUGACGUGCCGACGCAGACGAUCUCCUCGUCCGCUUGUUGCCGCGCGCCGAGUCCGUCGGUGUAAUAGACAUUUGGAUCUUCGCCGGCGUGGGAUGUGUCGGGAAUUUAAGAAUUAAAGGCGGCACCCGAUGKGAAACGAAACUGAUGGGACUUCGAAGUUCGUCACUGGCCAAGAAAAACGACGAUACACUGACAUGGGUAUUGCACAGAAGAGAUCUUUGUCAACAAGAACCAGACCAAAAGCCUCAUGAAACAUAUAAAUGUACUCUUACUCUAAAACACAAAGUUCUUCUUCAGUGUAAAUCGUCGAUCGGUCGACCGGGCAACAUACCAAUGGUGCUGUGCACGGGAUGUCUGCUGUACCAGACGCAGCUCGACGACCAUUACCAGACGGAGGUGGCGUUACCGCUCGGUAUGGUGGUGAACGCGGUGUUCAAGAACGAACAGUGGYUGUACGUCCAGACGCCACAUGCCGAAGAGGGGUACAUUCCGUACGGCAGCUGCCUGCCGCUGGGAAUCGUGCCGCCGCCGGACGCAGCUCGGGCGCCGUGCUGGGAGACCCAGUCGGACGUGUUUCCAAGACCGGUCGGCGACCGGCGCCGUCGCGGUCGMGGCCACAGGAGUGGCAGCGUUGGAGGGUUUGGCAAUGGCGGAAGCAGCGUCGUUGACGAUUACGACGACGACGACCAAGACGUCGCCACGCUGUUGUUCCGGCGUCGCCACUGUGAACGUGACCAUCAGUCGUCACCACCACCGCCACUUCGGCGACCCUCUGCCGCCACUAGAUCCAUCACUAGCUACGGGUAUUUGUGACGCCAUGGUACAYGCAGCAUAAAUGAUCAUCAUAAUUCUUUAUGGCACCUAAUAUUGUGUAAAGUCUGCGUGCCACUUACUAUAUUAUGUACAUACUGUUCAAUGUUAUAUACCGUCCACCAUCACUUCUCG
This is a messenger RNA of Diuraphis noxia (Russian wheat aphid), 1168 nucleotides long. RefSeq lists its product as uncharacterized. The record is from RefSeq and is a predicted model, not a curated record. NCBI's taxonomy places the organism in Eukaryota, Metazoa, Arthropoda, Insecta, Hemiptera, Aphididae.